UUUUAGGAUUUUUUGAUUCAAUAAAAGCACUUCUUAGGCAAUAUCCUUUCUCCAGAAUUAGAUCCUAUAAAUAUCUUUUCAGAAUGAGUACCCUGCUUCUCCUUGUGGAAACAUUAAUCUCUAUUCCACUUCAUCUCAUAGAAAUUGUACAUUGUUGUGCAUAGCAACAUCUGAAGAUGAUAAACUCCUAGCAGAAUUGGUUAAUUGGUUGUUUGAGGAUGUCUUGGUGUAUGUUUGGAAGUGUGCUUUUUUGAAAUCUCAUGCCACUUAAUAUGCUCUCUCUCUCAGAUUAUAUGUGUCUGUGUGUGUUUUUGUCCGCACAUUAAUAUAAGUCCAUGAGGUUUGCCUAUAAGCAUCCUCAUUGUUGGUUCCAAAAUCCUAUUGAGUUAGAGAGCCCAAUCUCUUGGUCCAAAGAAAAUUGUGAUUGUGAGAUAAAUUGGAGAUUUGAUACCUAGUGCUGGUUUUGAUGACUAGCGUAUUCAAUUCUGCAAUUUGACUUAGAUGCUUGAAGUAAAAUUACUUUCACUGUCCUGCUCUAUUGUUUCUUGUGUUGCUUAUUGAAGUAGAUCCCAUUAUGUUGUCAUUUGCUAAUGAGAGUGUUGAACCUGAUGAUUACAGGAUGGAUCAGGAAUGACAAUGUAAUGCUUACUUUUUGAGAGCUGAAUAUCAGUGAAAUUAUGAACAUCCAGAGUUGAAACAUUUCUGAGGUGAAAUUGAUAAUUACUUGCGGUUCUCUGGAUUCUUCAGUGUAGCCUCAUUUUGUUCCAGGAGAUUUGUAACCCUUAAAAAGUAUGACUUCUGGAAAUGUUACUUCCCAAAACUUUAGAAAAGCUUUUGGAGCUUUAAAAGACUCUACAAAGGUUGGAAUGGCUAUAGUUAACAGCGAAAACAAGGAGCUGGAUGUUGCUAUUGUCAAAGCCACAAACCAUGAUGAAGUAUUGCCAAAGCAGAAACAUGUACGAACAAUCUUCAACUCGCUGUCAGCAUCAAGCCCUCGAGAAGAUGUUUCUUAUUGCAUACAUGCACUUGCCAGGCGUCUUGCCAAAACACAUACUUGGACAGUUGCAUUGAAAACUUUGGUAGUUAUACAUCGUGGAUUAAGGGAAGUUGAUGCAACGUUUCAGCAGGAGCUCAUUGAAUAUGGUUAUAGAAAAAAUCACCUGCUUAACCUAUCACACUUCAAGGAUGAUUCGAGCCCCAGUGCGUGGGAAAAUUCAUCUUGGGUUCGUUGUUAUGCUUUAUAUCUUGAAGAACUCCUCGAAUGCUUCCGAGUAUUGAAAUAUGACUUCCAGAAGGAUCGCUCGAGAAUCAAGGCUCUUGACACGUCAGAUUUGCUUGAGCAAUUACCUGUGUUGCAGCAACUCCUUUUUCGUCUCCUUGAUUGUCAGCCAGUGGGAGCAUCACAACCUAACUUCUUGAUUCAGUAUGCUCUUUCAAUUGUUGCAGCAGAAAGUGUUAGGCUAUAUGUGAUAAUUACAGACGGGACUCUGAAUUUGGUUGACAAGUUUUUUGAGAUGCAGCGUCAUGACGCUGUCAGAUCACUUGAGAUUUACAAGAAGGCAGGGAAACAGGCAAAAAGGCUAUCUGCGUUCUUUGAGCUCUGCAGGAGCCUUGAUUUUGGACGAGGACAAAACUACAUUGAAAUCAAACAGCCCGCAGAGUCGUUCAUGACAAUCAUGGAAGAAUAUGUGAAGGAUGCCCCACAGACUCUGAUGCUUCCAUGGAGGGUGGGUGAUAAUGACAAAGUUAGAACUCCCAAAGCAACUAUUGCAGUAGAUUCUAGCUUGGACAUAAAUCAUGAGCUAGGUGAUGGUGCGGAAAAUUGUUCAGACCCCUCUGUAGUUUCUGAUAAGGUCUCAAAAAAUGAAAAUACUGAAAGUUCUGCUACACCUCCAGUUGCUGAUUUAUUGAGCUUUGAUGAUUUAUUUCCAGAAGCAUCUCCAAUGGAGGGCACAGAUUCUGCUCCUUCAGCAAUCAUAAGACCUGGAGAUCAGUUGAAUACCUCUCUCAAUCCGGAUUUGAUUAGUCAAUCUACUAGCUGGGAGCUUGAACUUGUGUCAGCUCCAAGCUCUAACCUGGCAGUUGUUACAGCAAGUACACUGGGUGGUGGACUAGACAGAUUGACCUUGGAUAGUUUAUAUGAUGUUGCACUGGCAAUAGCAAAUCCGAGUGGAAUGAACCAAGUGUCAGGAAUCUCAUCAAAUCCCUUUGAAGAUGCUAGUUAUGAACUAGCUCAGUAUCCACAUCAUGUUGCUCAGAGUAUAGAACCUCCUGCUGAAGCUCAUACAUCAGAUAUGGCGCAAAAACAGGAAGUAUACAUGCUGCAGGAACAGCAGGUUAUGGUAGUUCAUGAAUCAAGUCAUCCCUUUGGGCAUCCUUUUGUUGAUCAGGGAACCGCUUGUCCAUCUCAGAACCAGUCACUUCAUGCUAGCUCAAUCUGAAUUGAUGAUGGGAUCAGCAUCUGUAUAAAGUCAGCAAUCUGAUAUGCAACUAACUCAGUCUUAUGAAGCCAUGAAAUAUGCAAUAUGUGCAGUUUAUAGUUUUUUAUUUUAGGCUUGACGACUUGCUUUCACUUGUUCAGCCAUUAGAUUAAUGUGGUUUUCAUUUUUGAGUUAGAUUUACGUGUGAAUAGUUUUUGAAUAAUCUAAUGUAAGUUCUCUUUAUUGUUUUGUUUAGAUUCUACAGUCGGAAAAUUCCUUCAAGCGCAGAAUGGUUUAAA
Messenger RNA from Coffea arabica (coffee), 2719 nucleotides. Its product is annotated as putative clathrin assembly protein At5g35200. Gene Ontology annotation, biological process: vesicle budding from membrane; clathrin coat assembly; clathrin-dependent endocytosis. Gene Ontology annotation, cellular component: clathrin-coated vesicle; clathrin-coated pit. Gene Ontology annotation, molecular function: SNARE binding; 1-phosphatidylinositol binding; phosphatidylinositol-4,5-bisphosphate binding. Lineage: Eukaryota; Viridiplantae; Streptophyta; Magnoliopsida; Gentianales; Rubiaceae. The record is from RefSeq and is a predicted model, not a curated record.